CUCUGUGGAACCCCAACUGCGAAAAUUCUGCGGAGCCUCGUCAGCCGUAUUUGAGUUACAAGUCAUCAGGUCAGGAUCAGGCUGCAUGGAUGCCUAUCACUGGACGAAGUGCGACUGCGAACAAUCCAGGGGCGAAAACGGCCCCCAAAUCCAACUGACAAGGCAUACUUAAAUGGCAUGUUUGCCCAUUAUCCCAUUAUUUUGGAAUGUUAUUUUCGUGCUUACACACUAUCUUGCAAUUACUGCAACGAAUUUUUGGGACUAUCGAAAUGUCGAGUUCUCAAUUCAGACAAAUGUCAUCAAAGACAACUUUGGCUCGUCCGACACCAGGUCUGGGCCCUCAAGAGCCGAGCCCAUCAUCACACAAGGCUCCAAGCAACGGCGGAAGCAGAGCUACACCGCGCUUCCUUUCCGACCUGAUCAACACAGAUAGGUUGAGGGAAAGAGCGGCGCAGGUUGAAACGCCGCCAAUGUCUGUAAACGAGGUUGUCCCUCAACACCUCCGGAUUCCACGGUCUAAGACUCCGUUCCACCACAAUCCACGGGUCAAGUCGCCGUGGAACGGAGCGCAUCUGCCUAGGCAGGGCCAGAGUGAAGUUGAGUGGUGGUGGAAUCUGCCGGACCCGUAUUCGUCAAACAAGAGACCCAAAGGCUUUCAUUAAUACAGCAGAAGAAAGGGAGAAAGGGGGUUUGGAAAUCUCAACUCAACUUUGGUCUCAUGUUAACACCCUAUGCGCCAACCAACGUCUAUCAGAUGGUAUCAUCAAAC
Molecule: messenger RNA, 769 nt
Organism: Pseudomassariella vexata
Lineage: Eukaryota; Fungi; Ascomycota; Sordariomycetes; Amphisphaeriales; Pseudomassariaceae
Exons: 1
Coding region: 207-662 (151 amino acids)
Source: RefSeq, a predicted model, not a curated record